AUGUCAGCACGAUAUGAUAUGAGUUUAGAAGUGAAUGCAAAACAUUUUGUUGAAAAACUUAAAAAUUAUCAACAUUCUGUUGAUUAUUUUACUGUCACUGGUACACAUGGAACAAUUGCAACUUGUUUAAAUCCACUAAUAUUUUGUGGACAUUUUAUUGAAAAGUUUUGUAACCAAAUAUCCGAUUUAAAAAGUGCAAAAAAAAAAACUUUAAUGGCUGAUGCAAUAAUAGCACCAUUACUUUUAUAUUCUAAUAUUGAACAAUCAAUGGUAAUUGUUCACACAAUGAUGUUUGAGCAUGUAACAAUUGGAUAA
This is a messenger RNA of Rotaria sordida, 315 nucleotides long. Lineage: Eukaryota; Metazoa; Rotifera; Eurotatoria; Philodinida; Philodinidae. The record is from the annotation of a GenBank genome assembly.